AUGAACAACAUCAUCCGUCUGAUUCUCAUGCUUAUGCUAGUUCUGAUCAUCCGUCUGAUUCUCCAUACAUCGAAGCGACAGACAUGUUUCAACUGUGGAAUUCCUGGACACAUUGCUAGAAAUUGUGUUCAUCGUCCAAACGUGCAACAAAAUGCCAAUACUCACUCUUGUGCUGAUGUUUGUGAGCCAGUUCACAACACACAAAAGGAGCCAAAACGAGUAGAUCAAAAUCAGGGAUAUAAGAAGUCUGCUCAUCAAGGACAAUCACAAUCUCGUAAGGCUCGUGACAAGGUGAAGAAAAGCUCCAAUCAGGGAGAAAAGACGAAGAAUGGUGCUCAGAGCAACAAGACUUCUGCAAACAACAAAUACAAGCACCAAAAUUCAUCUUCGUCUGAAAGUAAAGUGCAGGCGCAUCCAACGCAAAAAGGACGGGUUUGUCCUUCAGGACCUCCUAGAGCAAAUCAAGCUGCUCAAAAUGUCUUUCCUAUGAAAAGGCAAACUUGCUACAACUGUGGCAUUGCGGGUCAUAUUGCUAGAAACUGCACAAAUCGUCCCUAUGUACCUUAUUAUACACAGCAUCAGAGGGUUACACCAAGGGAUAAAUAUAAUUCUAAGCCAAUGAAGGUAUCUUCACCUACCGCAAUGAAGAAUGUGAAUCCGAAUGUUAAACCUUCUGAUGAGGAUUGGAAUGCUGCUAAAGCAAAAAGAAAACAAGCUUUGAAACCUACACAAGUUUUGAAAAGUAACAAGGUUGAUAAGCCAACUGUUUAG
Molecule: messenger RNA, 771 nt
Organism: Helianthus annuus (common sunflower)
Lineage: Eukaryota; Viridiplantae; Streptophyta; Magnoliopsida; Asterales; Asteraceae
Product: DNA-binding protein HEXBP-like
Exons: 1
Coding region: 1-771 (256 amino acids)
Molecular function (GO): nucleic acid binding; zinc ion binding
Source: RefSeq, a predicted model, not a curated record